Molecule: messenger RNA, 417 nt
Organism: Copidosoma floridanum
Lineage: Eukaryota; Metazoa; Arthropoda; Insecta; Hymenoptera; Encyrtidae
Source: RefSeq, a predicted model, not a curated record
AUGAGUAGUAAAAGUAUAAUCGUUAGUGCAGCCACCCUCUUUGGGGUUGCGAUAUGCGUGCUCUGCGUCCUCGAGGUGGCUCAAGCGAGGCCGUCGUUGUCUGCGCUCAACAGCAGUCGAACGAAACGAUUUUCGGACCAGAAAAUUUUGGACAUCGAGGCGAGAAUAGCCUUAGCCAAGCUCAGGGGGAGACCCGUGAUCGGCAGCCUCGGACAGAUUGAUCCUGGCAGAGCUGGCCGCACCCGUAGAUCCAACAUCGAGCCUGACCUCAAGAAGCUGCGCCGCAUCCUGAGAUCCGACGCCAACGACGAGGACGACAGAGGCAUCAGGAUGGUCCAGGAAUUCCUUCGGUGGUUGAAGUACAAGGAAGCGGAGGCCGAGAGCAAUCGAGUCGAUGAUUACGACGGGCUCUACUAA